Ahaetulla prasina is the source of this 5017-nucleotide messenger RNA. It is a transcript of the gene PDXDC1, whose product is annotated as pyridoxal dependent decarboxylase domain containing 1. The transcript is spliced from 23 exons. NCBI's taxonomy places the organism in Eukaryota, Metazoa, Chordata, Lepidosauria, Squamata, Colubridae. Gene Ontology annotation, cellular component: intracellular membrane-bounded organelle. Gene Ontology annotation, molecular function: pyridoxal phosphate binding; carbon-carbon lyase activity. The record is from RefSeq and is a predicted model, not a curated record. Gene Ontology annotation, biological process: carboxylic acid metabolic process. Bases 180 to 2513 code for a protein of 777 amino acids.
AAAGAGCCUGGGCGGGCGGGCGCGCGCGCGGGGGCGUCCUCGGCCCCGCCCUCCGCACGCUCCGGCGCUUCGUCAGCGCGGCUGCCGACGUGGAGCCGGCCGAGGCCGCGGCCAAGGCGGAAGUAGCCCGAGCGGAGGAGCCGGAGACCUUCGCCGCUGCCGCUCUAGCACCCGCGGCCAUGGAGAGCUCCUUGGAGAAGAUGGUGGACCCUACCUUAGCAGAAAUGGGAAAGAAUCUCAAUGAGGCAAUGAAACUGCUUGAAGACAAUCAAAGGAAAGUUGAAGAAGAAAAUGAAAGUCACUACACAAGAAAGGACAUUCCUGGGCCGCUUCAAGGCAGCGGACAGGACAUGGUGAGCAUCCUCCAGCUAGUUCAGACCCUAAUGCAUGGCGAUGAAGAAGAAGAAUCGCUACAGUCUUAUCGGCUUCAGAAUGUGGGGGAGCAAGGUCACAUGGCUCUCUUAGGACACAGCUUGGCGGCUUAUAUUUCCGUCCUGGACAGAGACAGACUGAGAAAACUCACCACCAAAAUCCUUUCUGACACAACUCUGUGGCUCUGCAGGCUCUUCAGGUUUGAAAACGGGUCAGCCUAUUACCAUGAAGAUGAUCGCGAAGGGCUUUUGAAAGUCUGCAAGCUGGUGAUUCACUCCCGGUAUGAAGAUUAUGCCACCGAAGGCUUUAAUGCCUUAUAUAACAAGCAGCCAAUGGUUUACAUCAGUGCCGCAGCACGAACCGGCUUGAGCCAAUUCCUCUGUAGUCAGCUUGGCUUACCUCUUUCCUGCAUGUGCCGAGUGCCAUGCAACACGAUGUUUGGCUCCCAGCAUCAAAUGGAUGUCGCUUUGUUGGACAGACUGAUCAAGGAGGACCUUGAAUCUGGAAAGCUGCCUAUAUUACUGGUGGCCAAUGCUGGCACCCCUGGGGCAGGCCACACAGACAAACUCGGUCGACUGCGGGAACUCUGCGAGCAGCACGGCAUGUGGCUCCACGUCGAAGGGGUGAAUCUAGCGACUCUAGCUUUGGGUUACGUCUCGUCUUCCAUAAUGGCCGCAACCAAAUGUGACAGCAUGACACUGACGCUCGGACCCUGGUUGGGUCUUCCAGCAGUGCCUGCGGUGACUCUCUAUAGACAGGAGGAUCCUUCAUUGUCCUUAGCAGCAGGCCUGACCUCCAGCCAGGUGGUAGAGAAAUUGCGUGCUUUGUCUCUCUGGCUCUCCUUGCAGUAUCUGGGCCACGAUGGAAUCGUGCAAAGGAUUAAACAUGCCUCCCAACUGAGUCAACGGCUACUGGAGAACCUGAAGAACCAAGAUUUUAUUCGAACCUCAGUUGAAGAUGAAUUUAGCUCUCCUGUGGUGGUGUUCAAGUUUUCUCCAGAAAAGUCGCAUAUAGAUCAGAUGCUAUACGCUGCGCAAUCGUCUGCGGUCACCGGGAAUGAGAGAGACGUUUGCGAUACCUUUAACCAGUGGCUUGGAGAACAGUUGGCUCAGUUGGUCCCUGCCAGCGGGGUGGAUCUGGUUGAUCUGGAGGACGAAGGCACCUGCGUGCGUUUCAGCCCUUUAAUGACUUCUGCAGUUUUAGGAACUGAAGUUCAAGAUGUAGAUCAGUUGAUGGACUGCUUAAAAAUGAAGGUCCCAGUUCUGAACUGCACUUUACAGCUGAGAGAGGAAUUCGAACAGGAAGUGAAAAGAACCGUCGGCUUGUCCUACGUGGAAGAUUUUACCUGGCCUGGCCUCGGCGUCGUCAGGUAUAAGGGCCAAAACGAAGAGGCACUGGAGAAGGACUUGGAGAAGAUAAACAGCAGCCUUCUGAAGAAGCUCAAUGAACUGGAAUCGGACCUGUUAUUUUCUUUAGGGCCCGAAUUUGGAGGAGAGAAGAACUGCAUUUACAUCGGAAUGGUCACUGAGGAUCUCGAUGUCUCGGAACUGGUGGAAACAAUUGCAGCAUCCGGUCGCGAAAUUGAAGAAAAUUCAAGGCUUUUGGAAAACAUGACCGAGGUUGUUCGAAAAGGCAUCCAAGAUGCACAGGUUCAGUUGCAAAAAGCCAACGAGGAACGCCUCCUGGAAGAGGGUUUGCUUCGACAGAUUCCUGUGGUGGGCUCGGUCGUCAACUGGUUUUCUCCAUUCCAUGCCUCACCAAAGGGACAAACCUUUAACCUAACUGCAGGUUCUUUGGAAUCCACGGAGACAACAUACAUAUCCAAAGCCCAGGGCACCGGGAUCACCCCACCUCCCACUCCCAUAUCAAGCCGUGGUAAACAGAAGUUCCCAGGUCAAAAACUGUUUAAACGGGCCGGCAGGAACUCGGAUGGGAUGAGCGAAACCAGCUCGGUGAGCCAAGCUACCGACUUGGACCGAGGAGAAUUCACAGCUUCUCCUCUCAAGCAGGAGAACGGCCAGCCGUCGAGCGAAAGCACGCCUCCUCUCCGCCAGGAAACCCCGAGCAUUUCCCCAGGCGCCACCUCUCAGGCCCCGGGAAAUGACCAUCCGUUAUCCGAGGAGCAAGAAAGCCUUAGAUAAAACCCAAGGCUCUGUGCAAUAAAAACUUUGUACAGGGGUUUUAAAAAAAAAGAAGAAAAAAAAAGGAAAGUGCACUUCACUCCAGAAGAGAAACCGAAUGACGCAUUUAAAAAAAAUGUGAAAACCAUGCCGGAGGUAGUCAAGUUACGAAUUGUUCUUCGUGUGUGAUUGGGCUGGAGGUUUUUGCACAAAAAUUAGUGGAAAGGCUGCUCUCGUCUCUCGCUCUCUCUCACUUUCUUUUUACUUGGUUUCCAAUUCUUCUCGUUUAUCCUGCGCACCCGUUUAGUGGCGAGGUUGGAUCUGGGGUGGCAUAGGAACGUUUUUCCUUCGUAGCGGGGAACGUGCAAGAAUUAGGAGCCAAACAAAUUGUCCCCACCAGAAAAAAUGCCUGAUAUUUUUUUUUUUUAAAUUAAAUUAAAAGUUGCUUUGCACAGACGUUCCUUGGUUUUUCUAAAUUGGAUUGUACUCUGUGCUGGGAUUAAGCUAAUCUAGUUCCUGUUUGCUGAGCCCACCAGCUGCUGGCUAUUUUUAAUUUAACAAGUGUUUAAAAUAUUUUUCAACGUCCGGCUGCCUUUACUGUUAACAUGGCGCUAUUUUGGGGGGAACGGGAUUAAGUCGCUUCCCAGUUCCCCACAUUUUCUGCCUCGACAGACUUACUGUCCUUUUUCGCCCCGUCUGUGAAUGAAAAAGGGAGAAGAUGAUUUUGCAUUUCACAGGGUCCUAAGAUUUGGCUCAAGGUAGCUUUAGAUGUUUCCUUGCCAGAGCCAAAUUAAAAAGUGUGGUGGGGGAGAGAGAAAUAUCACACAGAACAAAAACCCAGUUGGAAAAGUUUGCGUUGAAGGGACAUCCAUCCUUAUUGCUCAAUGCUGCUUUUGGGCAGAUUAGCAAGACGCCGAAAGCGGUGGCCCAUUGGUGUGGUUUUUUUUGUGUGUCUCCACCCCCCCCCCUCCUUGCCGUUCUUAGCUUUUCUCAUCGGUUGGUUGCAUUUGUUAAAUAUUGUAAAUAUUCAGAGAUAUUAGCUUAUUAUAUACAGUUACUGCACUACGGGAAAGAAAUACACACGCUGAGUUGAUUUGGGUUUUAAAGUUGAGAGUAGAUAUUUGAGUGUUGAUUCCUCACCUUGCUGAUCAAUUAUGCCUUCUUUUUUUUUUUCCCCUGAGACAUUUAGCUCUUUCUCCGUUAAACAGAGCAACUUGGGUCCCCGAAGAGAUUUGACUGCACUCGAUAUAUCGUCCCCUAUUCACCCCAUGUUCUGAUUUCGUUACACACACACACAUUCUUUUUUGAGCAAUGUUUCUCUAUAGCAGGGGUCUCCAACCUUGGCAACUUUUAAGACUUGUGGACUUCAACUCCCAGAGUUCCUUAGCCAGCAAAGCAAAGCAAAGCUGGCUGAGGAAUUCUGGGAGUUGAAGACCACAAGUCUUAGAUUUGCCAAGGUUGGAGAGCCUUGCUCUAUAGCACGGUCUUCCUCAAUGUGCUGAUCUGGGCACAUCGGACAGGUUUCCAACUAGAAACCCAAGAAUUUUUGGGGAAAUGAAAUUCAACAUCCCAAGACAGCAACAGUUGGGGUGGGGGAACGCUGUGGCAUUUAAUAAGAGUCCCGUUUAGUUUUCAUUAAUGAGUAAAGCUCGUGUAAGCAAAGGGACUUUUAUUGUCAGCAGUUGAAGACGCCGAUUCAAUUCUAACACAGAUAAUAAAAAUUAAGGAAUGGUAUUCUCAAAAUCAUUUUUUGUGGGUGGUGGUGAUAUAAUCCAAUGUUGAGACUCUCAGGCAUUCUAAGCAGAAAAAAUUGCUAGUCCCUUGACGAAAGAAAGAAAGUAAGUUUAAAACAGUCCCAUGUGGUCAUAAUUGUAGAAAUUUACGAAUUUGGAAACGGGAGAUAUUUUUUUGUUCUGCUUUAAAAUCCCAAGUAUCCAGACACGAUUCACAUCAGUUAUGGAGGUCCUCGCCAAACUAGAUCUUACAGCGAAUGCUAGAAUUCUCUCCUCUCUUCUAAUAAUUUACUUGAGGAUCUGUUAUCCUUUGCACUCAAGUGGGCAUUAAGAGUUACAAGUUUUGCUUAAUAUUAUUUAUGGAGGUUGAGGUAAUGGAUCAUCAGAUCUAGCUUACUCUAGAGUAACCAGUUUCUUGAAGCUCAGCUAGAACCAAUUGGAGCUCUCCCAUGGGUACUGCAGCAACGAGCUUUAAUCACCAAAAGUUUGUUAAAGUUUAACAACAGUUUGUUCAUUCUUGAUUGAAGAUUAUCACUGGUUAAAUGUACAGUUAACUUCCAACUAUUAAGGGUUGAUUUUUCUAAAGUGCACAUUUAAUUCCUGUCUUCCUUUUGACUGUUUAUUUAGUGCAAUGAUUUAUAUUAACUUGGGUUCAUGGGGGUUGGGGGGAAAGGUUAAAGUUAUAAUUGUUAAUAUAAAUUUUAAUGUUUUAUAUCAAGCUGGCAGUUUUGCUGGAAUACAGUCCUAAUUUAGAUACUUCCUAAAUGCUUCAAUAAAGGUUCUUCAACUUGU